Dentiscutata erythropus is the source of this 618-nucleotide messenger RNA. Lineage: Eukaryota; Fungi; Glomeromycota; Glomeromycetes; Diversisporales; Gigasporaceae. The record is from the annotation of a GenBank genome assembly.
AUGUCUAGUGCUGCAAACAUCUUGCUGAAACAGUUUAAAGAGCUAACAAGUAAUCCCGUACCUGGUUUCACGGUUGCCCUACCGAACGACGGCAACGUGUUUGAAUGGGAUGUAGGCAUCAUAGGUGCUCCGAGUACGAUUUACGAAGGCGGUUAUUUCAAGGCUACUCUCAAGUUUCCAAAUGACUAUCCGUAUAAUCCACCAACGUUCAAAUUUAACAAUGAAUUCUUUCAUCCAAAUGUCUACCCAGAUGGUCGCCUUUGUAUUUCUAUUCUUCAUCCACCUGGCGACGAUCCCACCAGUGGUGAGACAGCUGCGGAACGUUGGAAUCCAACUCAAAGUGUUGAAAGUAUUUUGAUCAGCAUUGUCAGUCUUAUGGGUGAUCCAAAUUGUUCUAGUCCCGCUAAUGUGGAUGCUGGUGUUAUGUAUCGUAAAGAUCGGGAGUCUUACAAUUCUAUUGUCAGAUCUCAAGUAGAGAAUUCAAAGAAAGAUAUUCCUGAAGGAUUAAAGAUACCUACCAGCACCGAUGAUUUUGUUGUUUAUAAACGUCAAAUUGAUGACGAACACGAUGAGAAUUUUUGUUCAAUUGCUUUGCGAAAGAGUUCCAAUUGGGAAUGA